AAAUGUUGAAAUGGGAAAACAUUACACGCCGAAGUAUAGCCACGGUCAAGAAAUCGUUCUGUUGAGGGUGGAUACGAAAAGACAUGACGUCAGCUUAGUGAUCAAAAUCCAAAGGCCAUGGAGGUUGUAUAAGGACCAGUUAACCUUCGAUGGGAUUCGUAACCUUGUUCACAGUUAUGCCAUUUCUAAUCCAAAGAGUGUGCUUCGAGUUAUCAACAAAUGCGAGGCACCACUUGCUGACAAGGCAGCUGGAUUGCACGUACGCUUUCGCCUUAAUGGCGAUUCCUUUCCUCCUUCGGUUGUCUACAAGGUAUACACACACAGACCUGUAGUGGUUAUGGGUUCGUUUAGCCCCCGACAAUACGCAAAUGGUCCGAGGCAUUGUGAAGGUGGACAAAUUUGGCAAUCUCUCUAUUCCAACAAAUUCUUUUGAUCAAUUUGAUGAUGAAAGCAACUAUCAAGGAGGGAGGUGUAAAGAAAAAAUCAUAAAUAUAAACAAAUUAUACUCUUGACUUAUUACAUUCAUGUAAUUAGCUAUUCUGAUGGUGACAACGUUGGGUAAUCAAGGUCUCAGUAUGUUACCAUGAUUGUCAUCAGAAACUUACCUCAGAUGUGAUAACAACGGUUGGCGCUCAAUAGCUGGCACACCUGGUGUCCAAAGUGGCCCUAAAGUUAAGCUUCAAGCUCAAGCACAGGGGUGAGAAGAAUGUGCAGCUGUGGGACAUCACUUUGUCUGGAGCUAUUUUAUUCUUACUUAAUGCAUGCUAACGUUCUUGCAUAAUAACUCUCGGUUCUCAAAGUAAACUAAACUUUUCACAGCAGAUCUCAAUGUGUUUCCGAAAGAGCAAGACUUUACUUGUGGCUGUUCGGGAGUGAGUUGCAAAAUUCAGUAGUAGUUUCUCAGAUAUUUACAUCAAAACAUACUAGCACCUACUCUCCUGAAGAACGAAAAGUAUUAAAGUUGUUGGAUUUGAAAAAGAGAAGAAGAGCUUGGCUCAUGAAGUUGUGAGAUUUUAUCUCACAACUUGGUGUAGAUUGAGAUUUUAUCUCCAUCUACACCAGUAAUACUACACUUUAUCUGAAGUUCGCUAGAAGUACGUCUCAUCGCCUUUUAGUAAAAAUUUGUAGUCUCGCCCUACUCCUUGGGAUGCGUAGUACUGAGAUCUAGUUAUGUAGCAUAAACUAAGAGAAUAGUAUCUAGUGAAUUCAACCUGUGUGCAUAACGCUCAAGUUCAAACAGUCGUCCUUAACUCAUUAGUUAUAGAUAUAUAUAUCUUCAGAGUUCCCGGAGUCUAGGAAUAAUAUAAUGUAAUAGAGAAACUUCCAUCCUCACAUGUAGAGACCACAUACUCUUGUGAAGUGCGUUUCUUUACAAGAAGGAACAAGACAUUUUUACAUUAACUUACAGAAAGCAAGCGAUUCUGAUAAAGCGUGGAGUUUCAGGAUAAAGGUUUGAAUGCUUGAAGCCCUACGAAACCCGACAGAUGGCAUUGCAUUUCCUCUCACGGCAAUUUAUGCUUUUACUUUGUUCUUUCCCACCUCCACAAUGUACACGUACCUGAGCUUCAGCUUCUUUUUCCGCUUGAUAGAUACACUGACAACGGCGCCAGCAGCGUCCCUGAGCAUCGUAUGUAACUCUGAACCUUUGUCUGUGAUAUAUUUUGUUUUUCAAUCUUGAACACUUCUGCAACUUUUAGUCGAGUUGAUCUACUUCCAUCUACUUUAUUGCUCUUAAAGUAGCAGUGUGCACCAAAACACUGGCAGUUUUUUUAUAAAAGCAUAAGAUGCUCAUUGUCUUCCUCUGAACGUACCGAUCUUGUAGAUUGUUAGCACCUCCAUGUCAAUCUUGUGAAUUUGAAGGUUUAUGGAAGUUACUCAUUGUAGCUUGUGUCUAGAUAGUUUGACCUGAUAUCAGUCAGAUCCUCCAGUAAACUCUUCGUUGAAGUGCUGAUUCAGGUAGAAUUAUCUUAUGCUCAAUCAGUCUCCAUCUCCUUCUGCAUAGAUCAGUCAGCUUUCCAGUUGGUUUAAUUGAAUAAUUUCAUUCAGUAACUCAGUUUGUGGUAUUGACAUUCACACAGGCGUUCACCUUAGACCUCAGCAAGGAAAAUCUUUAUAAACUGCAAAAUGUCUUUCAAGAGAAAGUUCUUCUUUGGAAGGAGAUUAUCGCUUUAAAAUCAUUACUAUCUUAACCCGCUCUUGUAUUUUUCAUAUGGGAGUUGAAAUCCUGAGGUGUGAUAUGUUGGUCUAGUCCUUUCGACUGUUACCUGAACUUUAGAGGUCCAGAUCACCCCAACUUCCGUCAUUGAUUAUUCCGCCAUCAAGGAUUCAUAAUAUUGUUCUGCCCCGAGACUGAUAAUCCUCACUAUUCUGUUGUCAUCGAACAGGAAGUGAAUGAGCCCAUAUUACUUUAUUCACUUUAUUAAGGGCUCUGAAGAUGAUAAGAAAAUAUGUUUCAGUUAUUGCAGCCUAUGUGUUUGAUUGCUUGCUGUGCUUACUUGUUCUGAUUGUCUGCAGCCUCAAGCCUCCUUCAUCUACCUGUUGUCUUUCUUUCAUUUAGUCGGUAUUCAGAAGCACCACAGAAGUGGUAUUAUGUCAUAUCUCUUUGAUAGCUUCUGUCAUACUUCAACUGAGUUACUGAUCUCAUUUAGAAGGUCUUGAUUCUGCUCCACCCCUGUCACAAAUUUUCAUAUUUAUGCUUUAAUCAUCUUUCAUCCUGAGAUUUAAUUCCAAGCAUACAAAAUACUGUUGCAACUAAUGACUUGACAGAAAUUUUUGUUUUUCAAUGGCACAUGUGCUGAACCUAAUGAAAGAACUAAGAUAGACAGCAGUAAAAGCUGUCUAGAGUUCUUAUACUCAAGCAGGAUUGAGACUCGGUCGAACAUUCUAUUACGGAAAAUUUAUGACCUUGCACUGAAGUUUUGGUACUGGCGUAAAGAACCUGGACGUAUUAAUCUUUUGCAUUUAGCAACCUAUCUAGUUGCGGUUUUAGGAGAAGAAAAGUGGGGUCAAAAGGGUCGAGAAGAAAGCCUUGAGGACACUGCAGAAUUUUAUUGUCAAAGACGAUCAGAUAUUGAGCUGCUGCGAUGGAGCGCAGGUAUAUACAUUUACUCUUUAUCUUAGUAGGUGUAUAUUACUAGAACACAUCGAAGUAACUUGGGUUGCUGCCGAAGUGCCGAACAUAUGGUAUCGGAAACCAAAGGCAACUAUCUUCAGGUUUAGAUUACAAUGAGUUCGAACAAGAUUGAUACAGGAUGGCGACCUCGAUACCAGAUGAAUAUGAGCGGGAUUGGUGCAAGAUAGGGACGUCUUUCCCUUCUAGAAAACCAGUGACUCAGGAUGUGCUCAGAAGAAGUUCCGGUGUUCUGUAUAAUUCUCAUCGAACCUUAGUGGAGGAGUGGCUGUGGUAGUGUGAAUAUUCGGAGUAGUGCGUCUGUGAUUGUAAAGAUUGAAUUAUGCAACAUCGAAACGUCGUUCAACAUAUUUUUUUAAACGGCGCGAGGUUGAAGGGAUUUUGCGUCAAGAAAUACAAAGCGAUAAGGUUAUCUUGUGACCUUAAGGAGAACCCCUUAGGCACACUGUAUAUUACAUAUUUCUCACGAAUUUUUACACUUGAGUUUAUGUCUGGACAGAUGAGGAUAAGCUAAAAUGUUCGGAGGUAGGGUUUCCCCUCUAUUGACAUUGAAGAGGAACACAAUCUCAUCAAUGUACAUAGAACUCCUCAAAAUACAAGUGUAAAAAGUUAGAAAAAUAUUGAGAAG
Messenger RNA from Marchantia polymorpha subsp. ruderalis, 3758 nucleotides. Lineage: Eukaryota; Viridiplantae; Streptophyta; Marchantiopsida; Marchantiales; Marchantiaceae. The record is from the annotation of a GenBank genome assembly.